Messenger RNA from Pteronotus mesoamericanus, 1243 nucleotides. It is a transcript of the gene RNASEH2C, whose product is annotated as ribonuclease H2 subunit C. The transcript is spliced from 5 exons. Bases 119 to 634 code for a protein of 171 amino acids. Gene Ontology annotation, cellular component: ribonuclease H2 complex. NCBI's taxonomy places the organism in Eukaryota, Metazoa, Chordata, Mammalia, Chiroptera, Mormoopidae. Gene Ontology annotation, biological process: RNA catabolic process. The record is from RefSeq and is a predicted model, not a curated record.
AGACUACGCUUCCCAGGCGGCCCUGCGCUGACUGUCCGGGGCGUUCCGACAGGCUUUUCGUGCUUCACGCACCAUAUUCGGCCUCAGCCCGCGAGCCAGCACGGAGUAGCGGCACAGGAUGGAGAGCAGCGACGAGGAAGACGUCGAGAAGCGCCGAGUCCACGUACGCCCCGUCACUCUGCGCAGCGCCCCCCCUGCCACACUGCACCUUCUGCCUUGUGAGAUCCCCGUUAACCGGCCCGCCCCUGUGGAGCGCUUCUUCACCCCGGCCAUCCGUCAGGGUCCCGAUGGACUCGAAGUGUCGUUUCGGGGCCGCGGUCUGCGGGGAGAGGAGGUGGAGGUGCCGCCCGGUCUCGUGGGAUAUGUGAUGGUGAUGGAAGAGAAGGGAGAGGUGCUGGGGAAGCAGAACUCCCCGCAGGGGUCAGACAGUGAGGAACCAGAGCAGGAGCUGCUGGAGCCCCCGGAGGCGGCCCUGGAGCGGGACUUCGACCGCGUUAUCAGAGCCUCCGGCAGUUUCAGCCGCUUCACCGUGUGGGGCCUGGAGACCGUCCCUGGCCCGGAUGCGAAAGUGCGGGCGGCCCUAACUUGGCCCAGCCUCGCCUCAGCGAUCCACGCGCAGGUGCCAGAGGACUGAGAACAAGAGCUUGAAGGCACUGUUCCCUUCACCCAAAAAACCAGCUCUUCACCUCUGACCCACUGAUUGUCACCCCAAUAAACCAGCUCUUCACAGCACCCAGCCUUCGUUCACUCCGUCAGGGUCCUGGGAUGUCCCACCAGUGGAAGCCCUUCCUCACCCUUAGUCACGACUGCUUCCUGUUGCACCACAGCCUGUUCCACCUUCCUCCCUUUGGUGCCUCUUUGGCAGCCAGUCUUGCCCUCUUGCCCAGUCUCCUGACUUCCACCAAGCAACCCAGUGGCGAGAAGGACAGAGGCUGGUGCUUUGGAGGGCGGGAGCAUGGAAGAGGACGGGCACACGCUGGGCCCAUGGUGCACGUAGACUCCUGACAGAUCAACUGGGCCCCACACGGGCCUCCUCAGCUGCAGGAACUCCCAGUCCCUCCUCAGUGCCUCUCCUGACACCCAUCUGCCCGCCCCGCCUGCCGAGGUGAGCGCACCUGGCGGCCCUGCCUGCACCCCCUCCCUGCUGCGGCCUGAGCUCCGAGACCGCAUGAUGCGCCUGCCUGCUUUGCCAGGCUGAGGACUUCCGAAAAGAUGUGACCCCGCUUUCACAUUCUUUUACCAA